Biomphalaria glabrata is the source of this 1671-nucleotide messenger RNA. RefSeq lists its product as uncharacterized. The transcript has 4 exons. The coding region runs from base 62 to 817 and encodes 251 amino acids. Lineage: Eukaryota; Metazoa; Mollusca; Gastropoda; Planorbidae. The record is from RefSeq and is a predicted model, not a curated record.
UUUUAUAUUUUUUGCAGACUCUAUAAAAAAUUUCCGAUUCUAUUUUUGGAAUGGGAUACACAUGAUUGAAUGUGAUCGUCACAAUAUCUUAAUGUUGAGGGAUAAUACACUAGACAUCCGAUGCAGAUUGAGGGCAUCAGUAAAUCAGCUCAUCAUAUACACCCAUGAACCCAGAGAGUUUUGCUCCAUUCAUUUCUACGACGAGAAAAUUUGUUAUGAGACUAAUGAGAAGACUGAUGAGCGGCCCAACAUCGUAUGUAAAAGUAGUUGCGAUUGUAUUUUUGAUUGUGACACCAGAUACAACAGGUCGUUGGGCUAUUCCCUUUCUAAGCAUGAGGAUCUCCUGAGGAGCCAAGAAUUCGUCCUCGAAAAACAAAACAACCUACUGGAAUCGACAUCAUUUGUAAGCUUCGUAUUGAUUGGCGGCUUGUCGGCAACCAUCUUGAUCCUUCUUCUUGUCGUCUGCCUCAUUUGCAAACUAUAUCGUCUGCUGCUCCGAGUUUCUUUGACUGAAAGGAAAGUCGUAAAGCGGAAACAAAGAGUUCAAUCGCCAUCUUGUAGUGAAGAAGAACAGAGAAGUAUCAAAAGAGGUAGCUCAAUCUAUCUGAAUGUGAAGAAACACUUUCAGCUCAACAACACACACAUGGCUCUAGGAGGUGGAGGGGACACAGGGGAUGUCCAGCUCAAACUUGACACAUUCACCACUGCUGGGAGUGACCAAAGCAAAUUUAGAAGCAGUGCUCAGACUGAAAACGUUGAAGAAGACCUCUAUGAGAAAUUAUCGAUGAAAAAUCAUCAAUCUGAAACUAAAUAUUAACCCUUUCUCUCCUUAAUUAUUUUCCACGUUCCGACGGAAUUAUUUAUUUUGCUCAUUUAUGUUUCACUACUCUGUUAUGAUUAAACUUUUCAAUAACUUUUAUAUAUGUAACCAGGAAAUGUUAUAUUUGGUAUAGAAUUAUAGGAGAAUGCAUGUCCUUUGUAUAUAACACAAAUUAAAGUUUAAAAACCCAAAAAUUAAUUAAAUUUAAUGGGUUCAACGUUGGUAUCGCCAGUUAGGAGAGAAAGAGUUAAAACUGAAAUUCUCUCUUUUUUUUUUAAAUAGACAAAUCAAAAUUUAGAAUCGUCGACAAGAUUGUGUAUUCUGUACACCCGAAACACCAAAAGACCUUGUCACGAGUCGAGUCUGUGACCUAUUUCGACCAGUUUCUAGAAGCUCGAGGUCAAACCAGUGCUGUCCAGCGUAAACAAGUUAAUUUUAGGUAUCCGAUCAAAGAAAGAGGUUAAGGGAAAAAAAUAGCACACGUCAGCUUCUAGAAGGUCAAAGUUACUAAAAUAAUUAUCUGAGAAGGUUCCAUGAUUCUGGAACGUACGAUCAAAGAAAGUAUAAAUUAAGGGAAAGUCAGUUAGACGGGGUCCUCGCAUAGUAGUAGUUCUUGUAGAGCGAUGGUCCUUGCUCUGCCCUCGAUUAGUAAUGGUUUGGUAGAGUUAUAAGUGAUAUUAGCGGGUCCAUUAGUUAAAGUUUUAUUAGUUGAAGUUGAAGUUAUACUAAGUGAAGUCUUAUGUAUCUUUAAGUUUUAUUUAUGAAGUAUCAAGUCAAGUUGUUAUUGAACUGAGAAGUUAAUUUGAUGUGAAAGUUGAAGAAGUAUUAUUAAAGAAGUUUAAGAAAAUACA